UUGCAUCAUCUUGAGCUUCCUAGACUACUAUCGGACCACACUCGUCCUGUUGGAGGUGGUCUAGACUCGCCACAACUCGUCUGCUGCGUGGAUGGCUUGCCUGGGUUCCACUGGUAUGCUAGUGGCGAUGGUCGCACAGUUGGUGCACUGGCGGCUGAGGUCGCGUGGUCUGAUCGCGCUAUUGCCGAGGCUCGCACUGCGGGGCUACUAGGACACAUGCGGGUCGCUAUGGAGAGACGCGAGUCGCGCGAGAGGGGCACGGUUCAUGCUGUGGGCACUGGGGAGACGUGGGGUAACGUAGUCUGUAUGCGCGGGGCACUGCGAGUCUGCUAUCUGCAUGCGCGGUCUGCGCACGGGCAUGUGCGGGUCGCGCUUAGUUCGCGCACGGUGGCUCGUAGGGCUUCAGCGCAUAUGGCUGCGGCUGGUGGUGCUGGGCAUGCCAGUCGAUGCAUCUUCCUAUGGUGGUGGUGCUCUUUAAGUUUUGUGAUCAUAAGUCCGAUUCGGCGGCUUGGGCGACUGCCGGGGCUGACGGACGGUCAAUUGACGGCGGUUCCAUCGGGCUGGUGCGGUGCGCUGCUACGUAGACGCCGGCGAGGUGAAGCGGCGGCGGAUCGUGGCUGCUGUCGCGCGUACGGAUUUUGGCCCGACCAGGUGUUGUUGUUCUCUGCAGUGGGGCUGCUCUCGGAUUCUUUCAACAGGUGGUCGUCGGACAGAAAUCGUGGAGCAACUCACGACCGACUGUUCUGCCGGUUCCUGGCGGCGAAAGCUCCGGGUACAAUCGAGUGUUGUGGUUCUCGGCUUCUUGCGGCCGGUCGCCGGAAAGCGGGGCUCUCGGCGACGAACGGACUGAACGAAGGUGCUGGGUCUUCUCGCGUGGGGUCAGCCUGCUGGUUGUGGUGUUCGGCUCGGCGUACGGGCGGUUUCGGUUGCUGCUUCCGGGGAAAAACCGAGAGGAUUUUGAGAGACGAUUGCUGAGCGUGGCUGUUGGAGCGUACGGUGGUAAGAACGUGCUCGAGUCUGUGCUGGAUGGAUGGCGUCGCUCGCGGAACCAGGCGUAUGGACGCUGAACGGUACGAGACAAGACGCACGGGAGCGGAUCUAGGCCGUAUGGGCAUGAACGGACACGGGGUCAUGCAAGCUCGUCGGUGUACGGGCGCUGCGGUACGUCGCCAUGCAGAUAGGCUCGAGCAGGGACGGAAGGCAUGGUGCAGUGAACGGACCUGUACGGACGGUGAGUUGAGCUCGCGCGUGGAUGCUGCCGUGUGUGGAGGAGCUAGGACCGACGGGAAGACUCGACGUGGAGUCGUAGAUGUUUACCAAGGGUACCCCACUGGUCAGCGGGGUUUCCUUGCUCCUCAUCCACAGCUUGCUGUAGAUUCUGCCUGCUUCCGUCUUCUACCUCUGUGGCAGUAUGCCGAUCAGCUUCUUAGUCCCUUCCUAGUGGGUCAGGACGUUCUCCCUCCUCCUUAUCAAUUCUUCCCACCGGUUGAGUACCUCAUGUAUGUUUUCACCUACCGUCUUCUCUUUGUCGAACGUCAAUUGGUCAAACUCCCGAAGUUUCCUACUGGUGAUGCUUUCGGGGCCUAA
Striga asiatica is the source of this 1587-nucleotide messenger RNA. The record is from the annotation of a GenBank genome assembly. NCBI's taxonomy places the organism in Eukaryota, Viridiplantae, Streptophyta, Magnoliopsida, Lamiales, Orobanchaceae.